CAAAUACAACGUCAAUUUUAAGCUAAUUCCAACUUUAAAAAUUUUAAUUUUCAUAGUAUACGUCUGCUUAAUGUGCACUUGGCUAGGAGCAGAGUCCAAAAGCAAUACAAAGUGUUUAUACACUGUUAAUGCCGCUAAUACAAAAAAUUCCAUAAUUAUGCCGCUAAUACAAAAAAUUCCAUAAUUAUGCAAUAAUUAUUUAAUCUUAAAAUUUAUUGACUAGAAGGUAGUAUUAAAGAAAAUAAAAAAGAUACAACUACUGGAAGAGUGAGAUUGUAGAGGAGGACAUCACACAAUCACACGAAUCUGAAGAAACUUCUCUUGAAAGAGAAUUCUAAUCAAUUAAUCAAAGAGUUAAUCAAAUGGAUUUUUCAGAGGUAUGGGCCAUAUUUGGACCUGGGGUCGCCGGCGCUGUAUUCGGCACCGGUUGGUGGUUCUGGGUUGACGCCGUCGUUUGUAGCGCCGUCAAAAUCUCUUUCCUUCAUUAUCUCCCUGGUAUAUUUGCAUCAUUGGCUGCUUUGAUGUUUAAUUGUGUUAGAAAAGAGGACAUUGACUACUCUCCUUAUGACGAUGGAGAAUGGAGGUUGAAGCUGUGGCUAUUUAUUGCAUAUGUUGUAUCCUUUGUGUCUUUGGCUGCAUCAGUUGGCCUAUUGAUACAAGACACACUAGGAAAAUCUGGUCCUUCAGCUUGGACAGGAGUUGCAGGUGUUCUGCAAUGUGUGUUUGUCUUAAUCAGCGGGCUUGUCUAUUGGACAUCACAUUCAGAAUCUUGAAGAGGAUACUUGGUGGGGUCUUACUCGAUCCAUUCUGUGAAAGAGUUACGGUUACAGUUGUAUAAAUGUGUGUUUGUUGUGCAGUGAGGCUAAGCACCAAAUAGUGGACGCUCAUCGUUUCUUCUACAUAUGAUAAUUACUAACUUGAAAUUUCAUUGGAAUGCUCAAGGAAAUGUCUUGAAGUGGUUUGUUUCAAAAGACUCAUUAUAAAGACUCAUUAUUAUAGCUUUUA
Molecule: messenger RNA, 1005 nt
Organism: Capsicum annuum
Lineage: Eukaryota; Viridiplantae; Streptophyta; Magnoliopsida; Solanales; Solanaceae
Product: transmembrane protein 50 homolog
Exons: 4
Coding region: 363-773 (136 amino acids)
Biological process (GO): late endosome to vacuole transport via multivesicular body sorting pathway; protein targeting to vacuole
Source: RefSeq, a predicted model, not a curated record